Penicillium griseofulvum is the source of this 573-nucleotide messenger RNA. Its product is annotated as PEX11 domain protein. Bases 1 to 573 code for a protein of 190 amino acids. The transcript is spliced from 3 exons. Gene Ontology annotation, cellular component: peroxisomal membrane. Gene Ontology annotation, biological process: peroxisome fission; regulation of peroxisome size. The record is from RefSeq and is a predicted model, not a curated record. Lineage: Eukaryota; Fungi; Ascomycota; Eurotiomycetes; Eurotiales; Aspergillaceae.
AUGAGCAGUACUCUGGCCGUGCAAUUGACCACGGUCAAGCUGCAAUUGGCAUUGGCGCGGAGAUAUUUCCGGUUCUUUGGAUUCAUUGACUCCUUCCAGCGUAUGUCUGCCUUGCUGGGCAAAGAUGGCUUCAGUUCUGUGGCUGGGAUGCUAGAACUGGCUAAAUGCACUUGCUUUGGUCUUUACUUUGUCCUGGAAGACCUGACCACGCUUCACGCGAUGGGUGUUUAUGCAGUUUCCUGGAAUGGCCGUGUCAUGGACCAGGCCAAUACUUUCUGGUUCUAUGCGCUCGCUUUCUCUGUUGCUGGAGGUAUUUGGGCGCUUCUUGUCGGUUCCGCGGAGCAGCCUUCUAAGAAGAAUGGCAAGAAAAAUAACCAGAAGAUCUCUGAGAAGGCUCCCCCGGCUAAAGCGACUGUUGCCUCUGCCCGAGUCAAGCAGAUCGUGGUGGAUUCCUGUGAUUUGUUCAUCCCGUUAGAGCUUUUGGGAUGGAUGCCCACUGGAGACGUGGUGGUUGGAUCGACCAUGGUGUUGAGUACACUGCUGACUGCACAAGAUAUUUGGACUCGAGUGUGA